GGCGGGGCUUGGGGUCUUGAAGGCCCUCGGAACCUCCAGUGUACCCGGGAGGAGGAUCGGGACCGGGGUCCGCCGCCCCCCGGGAGCUGAGCAAGAUGUCCUCGUGUUGUGUGGGUGAGGGGGCCACCGUGAGGGCUGCGGAAUCUGCGGGACUUUUCCCUCGGAGAUGCGCCCCUUCCUCCUGGAAGGCGGCAGUGUGUCCCAGAUGCCCGUGGCCGAGGGCAAGAGUGUCCAGCAGACCGUGGAACUCCUCACCCGGAAAUUGGAGAUGCUUGGAGCAGAGAAGCAAGGAACAUUUUGUGUGGACUGUGAGACCUACCACACGGCUGCCUCUACCCUUGGCAGCCAAGGUCAGGCCGGGAAGCUGAUGUAUGUGAUGCACAAUUCCGAGUACCCUUUGAGCUGCUUCGCCCUCUUUGAGAACGGCCCUUGCCUUGUUGCUGACACCAACUUUGAUGUGCUCAUGGUGAAGCUCAAGGGCUUUUUCCAGAGUGCCAAGGCCAGCAAGAUUGAGACCCGGGGCACCCGCUACCAGUACUGUGACUUCCUAGUGAAGGUGGGCACGGUUACAAUGGGGCCCAGUGCCCGAGGCAUCUCCGUGGAGGUGGAGUAUGGCCCCUGUGUGGUAGCUAGCGACUGCUGGAGCCUGCUGCUCGAGUUCCUGCAGAGCUUUCUAGGCAGCCACACCCCAGGGGCUCCCACUGUGUUUGGGAACAGGCACGACGCUGUCUACAGCCCAGCAGACACCAUGGUCCAGUACAUGGAACUCUUCAACAAGAUCCGCAAGCAGCAGCAGGUGCCGGUGGCGGGGAUCCGUUAGUGACUGGCAGCUGCCCGGCUGAGCUGUCGCCAGGGGGACUCCACAGGAGGAGCAGGUGCUGCACCCUCAGGCCUCUGGACCCCAGAAACCCAGGGCAAACGGGAAGGUUUUCCUCCCUCUCUAGUUCCCAGCUGUGGCUUCUGUUCUGGGGCUCUGGACUCCCCUCCCCUGACCCUCACACACAGCCCCCCGACAGGUGUUUCAGCUGGACUUGGCCUGUCCUCAAGAACAGUAAUUACGAAGAGUGGAGAAGUUUGGAACUUUCCUGCUUUAGGGGAAAAGAUAGGAUGGGGGUGUCCCUGCCUCGUGAGGGUGGGGAAGGCAGUCUGUAUUGCUAACUACUGGGGAUUUGGUCCAGGCCCACAGUGGACAGGCUGCAGGUUGUGUUUGGGUUGGGCUGUAAUAAAGGCUUCUCCCUCUGCUCAAAGGAUGUGGCUGGGCCCCUCCUGGAAAAGGAGUAAGAGGCACAGCUUACUUGAUGGUUAUCAUUUUCUGACCUGUUUGCUGAAGUGAAUUGUGAGUUCACUUUUCUAGGGUGUUGCCUGAGUCCUUUGAAGUCUUCCUCUGGACAUCUUUCCAUUCUGUUGUGAAUUAUAUUAAGGCACAGGCUAAGGUGCUGUAACAAGGAGAACCUAAAGUACAGUGGCUCUUAGAAGUUUCUUUUUCUCUUUUCUAAUAGUACAGAGGUAAUCAAAUGGUCCAGGGCAGAUUGAACUCCACAGGGUCAUCAGGAACUUGGUUUCCUUCUGUCUUGUUUAGCCACCCCUAGGGUGUUGUCCUUGGGUGAGUCAAAGUAGACAUUGGCUCCAUGUCCACAUUCCACUGGGGAAAGAGAGAGAGAAAGCAGUUUCUUUUUUAAAGGACAUGACCUGGAGUUGCUUAAAUCACUCUGGCCACAUCUUGCUGAAAGGAACUCUGGGACAUAGAGCCUCUUACUUGGGUGGUCUUGUGCCCAGUUAAAACGCUGGGGGUUCUGUGACUAAAAGACGAAGGAGAAAAUGGAUGUGGGGACCCAGUUAGUAGCCUCUGUUACACGGAGCUCAAUGGAUGUGCCCAGGAAUGUUCUUGGCUGUUACUUUGCAGAGAGUACCCCUGUAAGCAAGCCAUUCGUUUAUGAGUUGGACUGUGAUAGGGCUGAUGCGAGAGCCACUUUAGCUGGAUUAGUCACAUGGGAAGUCACUUCCACACCCCCUGCCUAAGUCUCAGCAUCAAGACCUCUCCAGUUCUCAUGCGCCCAGAGCUUAGGGUUAGACAGUUGACCUCGUACUCACACUGUGCUUCAUGCUUUCCUGAGCUCUUUCUCCUCAUCUCAUUUGAGCCUCCAAGCUGCUCAUUUGACCUACAUUGUCUCCCUACCCCACUCCUGCUGCAGAAAUGUUCAGUCCAGCUAGCAUUGAGAUACACAGAGAUGGUCUUAGGAAAUGUAUUAAUGUACAUACUGCAGUAUUGUCCUCAAGGAUACUGUCCCUCAUUGAAGGCACCUAAAGAGAAAUUGUUUUCAGAUCUAAGUGCUCAGAUCUAAAGCCUCUGUAACAAGAAUCAUGCAGUGGUCAUGUUUCCCUUUUAGCUUUGGCUGGCAGGAAGCUCAAUUCAACUUUCUAACUGUAGGACCUGUCAUUUGUGUUUCUUGUUCUCACCUUCCCCUGGCUUCUUGUUUGUUUCUUUGCUUUGUUUUUACUUUUUUUAAUGGAGGUAUGUUUUAGAUAUUAUUUACACAUAAUAAAAUGCAGAGAUUUUUUUAUGUUUUUGGCCUUCUGAUUUAUGUUUGCUUUUGUCUAGAUUAAUCUAUUUGUAUUUUUCUGUAGGCUGCCUCAAAUUUUCUAUGAGAUGAGAUAGCAUUUUGAACAUAAUGUGUUCCCGAAAAUACAUAGAAAUUGAGUGUGGUAAAUAUAACCCCAGACUUAUGCAUUAUAAAGAGGGGUUCCUUAAAAACUAAAAAAGUAGUAUAAACUCCCUAACUAUCUGUGCCUUUUAGACAUAAUCUUGACUCAUAAAUUUCCAGCAUACUUCACUUUUGUUCUUUUCCCUUAUUUUGAGCACACAUUUGACCAAGAUUUAAGUCCAGUAAACACCAGAUCAGGCUUUAAGAAUUGCCACUUUUUGUCCAUCUUUGUCCUUUGCGUCAGUUAAAGAAAACUUAUUGCUAAAAAAGGCGGGUAAUGCAAUACAUUUUUUAAUUAGCAAAUUCAACUCCACUAGCAAAGUUGCCAAAACUGAACUGGUAACUAGUGGGAAGGGCCCAAAUGUCAUCCAGCUUUUGUAUGUAAGUCUGAAUGGGGCUUUCAAGAGUAGUUUAGGGUUGUCGGUGUAUAGUUUUUGAAAGUUCAGGUUGAAUGAAAGUUGAGGAGCAUUUGUAUAAAGGGAAAAGAGGCAUGGUUAUCCUCAUUCUAAAAAUGAAAAAAACUUAAACUCAGCUAGUAAAUGGAGAUGUUGUAUUUUGGGUUCAAAUCUGACAUUCCUCCUUUUACACUAGACUGUCUUCCUGUGACUCCUUCCUUUGCUUCCGGAUGCCUUACCCCUCUCCCUGUCUGUAGCUACCCCAAAAGAGCAGAAACCAGGACACUUCUGGGAUUCUGCUAACAUGUCACCUUGGUGGGUACCUUUGUCAGAGUCACAUAGAAACCUGCCAACCUUGACUGUCAGAACCAUGCAGGGCAGCUUUGGAGUUUACCUGGUUCUCCUUCACUGUAAGAUGAGGAGGCGGUGGCUCCCAGGGGGGUCAUGCUGAGAGGUGAGGCUGGAGUCAGGACCAAACUUCAGACUCAGGACUCGUGGCUCCCAGCGUGUGACAGAGGGUGGCGCCUGGACCUCUGUGUGGUGCCAGGUGAUCUUAGGUGGAAUGUGGAAUACAUUUUUGUUUCCGUACUUAUGCCGUAUUCUAUCUAAUGUACAUCAGAGCAAAGUAUAACUGGCACUUCAUGUCUUAGGAUGAGGGUAAAUAAGGUUUUUAAGAAGAGUCCGCUUAAAGGGAACUGUUAAGUUAUAGUGCAGGUGAUACCUGCAAAAGGCAAAAUCUGGAGGAGGAAGGAGGAUGCUAGAAUUUGGGGAGACACUGAGUUUCGUCCACUUUGUGUAUCCAUUGAUAGUUCCUGCUCUUUCCUCCUGUGCUGUUCUGAUUCUCUGUACCUGUUUCCACGCUGCCUCCCGCUUGCCUUCCUCAGGUCUUGAAUACCAAGUUGUCACAUGUCCCCCACUGUGUAUUGGUGUCACUGCUCCACUGAGGGAAUACCUAGGGACUGGCCACUCCUCCCCACCACCAGUUCUGCCCCAACCCGCUGUGUCCAGUGUUCAUUCCUCAGGCUUCAGGAUGAGUGAAAAGUUUUCUCUCCGAAUCCUGGAGGGAGGAUGCGGGGAGCAGAAGCGUGUCCUCCAGCUGUCAAAAGUUGAGACUUAAAAUAUGGGAAGGGCUCUAGGCUGAACAUUUUGAGGACAUUCACAGUGGAUUUAGAGCCAGGCAGGAUGAUGUGUGGCCUUUCCCUCACCACAGCCUCCCUCUCCAUAUCUGCUGCUGUCUGGGAGCCUUGGGCAGCAUUCCCCGGUCACAGUUGCUGUGCGGAAUGGCGACCGGCUGGGUUACAAGUUUGGUCCUCUCCUGGGGAGUUGCUGUUUUUGGCCUUCAGUCACUUGUGGAGGGGAUUUUCCCCCAAGGUGAGAACUCUGCCAUUGUGUAGAGCAUUCCAAAAUCAGUCUCUUGGGUUAGAAGGGACCUUUGAGGUCACACAGUUUGACCAUCAUUCAGUAUUCACAUCUUUACACCUUCCCUCCCAGAGAUCAUGCCGCAUUAACUUGGCCUCAUCUAGGGAACUCUGUUCUCCGUGUAUUUCAUUUUUGUCAUUACCUCUGAGACAAAAAGCAAAGCAAAGCAUACCUGUCCUUUCCCUUGCAGGUUGUGGAGACUGUGUGGUACUUAAUGAGGGAGCAGACCAUUAGUUAGGGCUAUAGUAUGAGCAAGCCAUGACUCUUCAAUGCACUGUGGGUUCUCAGCCCCUUAGGGGAGCUUCAGGAGGCCUAAGAUGCCUUGAAAGUGGACACGGCUUUGUGUAUACGUGCAGUUUUCUGGGAAUAGGAUUUAUAGGGUUCAUUAGAGUAUUUCAAAGAUCUCUGGUCCCAAAAAAAGAAUCUCUAAAGGGAGUACAUUGUGAAGGGAAAGAGCAGGAAGACAAAGAUAAAUCAGGUGUGACAUACAUCCGGCUGACUUACUGCAAGCGAGACCUUCCACUGACUUCUGAAUCCUCACCUCGGGUCCCAUCUCGGGAUUUCCCUCCUUCAUUUUAUAGGUCUUCAGGCCUUUCAGUCAGUUUCUGGGAAGCUGAACUGUGUUCCUGCUCUUUUCUUUCCUAUAGGUUCCUGCUUCUCAUCUUAUCACUACAUAUACAUACACACAACCUCUCAGAAAUGAGUAGGAGCAAAUAUGUGUGAAGCAAUCUUUAUACUACUCUUUUGUGCCCCAGGAGUUACUCUUCCAUUAUGACACACUCCAUGGGAUCUGAAAAUUAUCCUGUUGUAGUGGCAUUUUGCUUAAUGAGCGUGUUUUCAUUUUACAGGAUGGUGUGAUUGAUGAGGCAGAGAAAUAGUUCCUUGCCUCUGUGAUGAAAUUAGCAAGUUAAAAAAAAGGAUUCUUGGAACUCUCGGGGCAAAGAUUCCUAAUUCUCUUGUGGUCUCUGUUUUAUUCCCUAACAUAUCCCUGUCCCAUCAGAUGGCAUAGACCUGUUUUUAAGGUUAAUCUGAAUUCUACUGAGUUUUCUUUGGAGGCUUUAAAAAAGAAUUUAGGGACCACAUUUGUAUAUCCUAGAUUGUCCCAAAGGCAGAAGUCAAUAUUGGACAUCUGUUGUGUGGGAAAGGCAAGGCUAGGAAUGUGGAGGUGACAGGUGUUUCGAGGCAGCCUACUAAAUGGAAGAGAACACUGCUUUAGGAGACAGAUGUCUGGGUGCUAGCCAUAGUACUGUCCCUAACUUGCCAGGUAACUUCAAUCACGUUGGCCUUUCUGGAUCUCAUCUGUGUAGUGGGAGUAAUGAUGCCCUCUUUCUGUACUUCAUAAGCUUGUUGAGAGGCUCAAGGGAGAAUAGAUGUAAAGAGUGCUUUGGAGGCAAGGUGAUGCUGUCUCUGCUCUUGCUUCUUUUUAAUGGUGCUAAAGGUAUUGUGUAUAGUUAGGAUGUUUGAGAUGGGAAGCUAUAGGGUUAUUACUGCUUGGUAGCAGGUUAAAAUUCUCCUCCAGUGCAAAGGAAAUAGUUGUAAUAGAGAAGAAGCAAUGUGGAGAGAGAGUCCAGAGAAAGUAUCUAUCAUACAGGUGUAUUUUUGUCAUCAGUGAGAUCAGUGAGCACAGUUGUAGGGACCAUUUCUAGAGCAUGGAAAUAUAUUUUUAAUAUUUACUCAUAGUGUUGGGAUUUUACUUGUUCUCCUACAACCUAACGGAAAAGAAGCUGAGCUUUAAAAAAAAAAAAACAAGAGUGGGGUAGAAAUGACUAUAUUUUCUUUGUGUAACACAUCCAUCCCUGUUUCCCCUCAACCCCUAAGCCUUAGCUGUGCCUGCUUCUGAGCUGCUUUUCGGGUGCCAGUGUAUAUGGUGGCUGAAGAAAGUUGUGUCUAAAGGAAGUUCAGUGUUCCUGAUUCUAUUUUCCAUUCCUCAUUGAUGAACCACCUAAGCUCUUAACUCUGAAGCUACAAUAAAACCUUUUUGUUAGCUAUCUUGCACAGCCUUUUCAUAUUUGAAUUAUCUAAAAUAGGCUUCUUAUUCUUUCUGCUUCCAUCUGAUACACAAUUCUCAAACUUUUUGGUAUCAGGGUUCCUUGAUGCUCUUAAAAAUUACUGAGUACCCCGGAGAGCUUUUGUUUAUGUAGGUUAUAUCUAUUGGUACUUACCUUAUUAAAACUCAUUUAUAAUGAAAAAUGAAAGUAUUAACUCACUUAAAAGUAACAAUAAACACAUCACAUGUUAACAUAAGGAAAAUAUUUUAAUGAAAAAUAACUUUUUUUUCAAAGAAAAAAUUUAGAAGAGUGGCAUUGUUUUAUAUUUUUGCAAAUCUCUUGAAUGUCUGACAUAAUAGAAGACAGUGGCUUCUAAUAUCUGCUUCUGCAGUCAGUGUGUUGAAAUUUGUUGUUUGGUUGAAGAAUAUGAAGAAAAUCCAACCUCACACAGAUGUGUAGUUGGAAAAAGGGAGAAGUAUAGUGAUACCGUCUUCCGAUAAUUGUGGAUGUUUUUUGAUACUACAUCACAGCUCCGCUGAAGGUUAGUUGCAAUGUGGAAUCUCAAAUUCUAUCAGUGAACUUUUUGUACUCUAUUAUAUUAACAUUCAUUGGUUUAUUUUGCACUUUGAAGGGAUCUUUUACCCAUACACAAUUUUGUAGCAUCAUGCAUUGGUCAUCUUGGAAAUACUGCAGAUCUUUUAAAUGUUGACACAUUUCAUUUUGCAAUAUCAAACAAUCAUAUCUAUUACGAUCACCACCAAUCUCAUCAGAAAAGUCUUGGGAAGCUGUUAAGCCCACAGUGGCAGAUAUGUUUUCGAAAAUUCUAAGUUUUGCCUGAGAGCUUGAGUUUGAUCAAUGCUGUCAGCCUCCAUUUGUUUAUUUUUGAGAAAGUAUCUUUCGGAUACCCAAGGCUGAAUGACUGUAAUUUAUCUGUUAGCUGUUCUUCCAAGUAAAAAUGGUAUUGCAUGAAUUGCUACUUCAGCUCAAAAUUCAGAGAAAUUGCACAAGUUCUUUUCCUCAAGAAAAACAUUGUAAGGAACAAAAGUGCUUUAUGCCUACAGCCACUUAAUCACAUAGAGGAGUAUUAUUGAAAAAAUUUGUUCUUACAUAAAACAAAUAGUUUUUAUUUUAGUGCUUCAUCAAGGACUUCCUUAAAGUGACACAGAUAUUACUUUUUUCCUGUGAAUGGGUGGCAGUGAAGAAUACCUUGACUGCUAGUACAAUUUAGUGCCAUUGGCUUGAUUUGUGAUAAGGCAGCAGCAAUUUUACCCAUUGUGACUUUUGUAUCAUUAGUGCAAAUGUCAUCACAGUGACAAAGGCAAGUAAUAUCUUAUUACUAUGAAAAUAGUUUUGAUUUCAGGGACCCUCCUGAAAAAAGUCUGUAGCUACCAGGGCUCCGCAGGCCACACUUUUGAGAACCACUGGUCUAAUACAUACUCACAGCACUGAGAAUCACCACCCGCAUUGCUAUUUUGAGAGCACCCCUUCCUUCAGAAGUCUUAAGUGGCUCCAAAAUACUUCACUCAAAAAAGCACCUAUAAUGGUGUCACGUACUUUGUUAGGGAAAUAACAUUGAAUAAGAUCCAAUCUUUAUUCUCCAAGAAUUUUCUCGAGGGGCUGGGGAGUAAGAGGAGAAAAUAGAUGAGUUAUAAUGUAAGGUAAGAAUUCCUUAAAGAAAAUUAUGUUAAAGGUGUUAGACAGCAAAGGGAAUGCUAAAUUUUAGGUCUAACUCUGAGCUCUUGAACCACGUGGCAAAUCCUCACCAAAUCAGUCAGUCAACCACUAGGUCUUCUCCUUUCGUCAAGUCUUAAAAGCCUAAGUUUGGAAAUGUUUUCACAGGUUUGGCUCCGGGCAUUGUAGAUUCUUGCUUACACGUGCACAUGCUGUUUCCCCCUUCUUAUUUUAUUUGCUGUUCUUUGGCUUUUGUUGCUUCUCUAUUUCAUACUUACAGGUGUGUAGCUUUGAGCCAGUGUAGGUGGUAACACAUAUGUUUAUUUCUUUUCCUUGCCCUUGUACUUAAACGUAAGCCUUUACCUGUUUUGUUAGCCUUGCGUUGGGUGAUGUAACUGUUGGUCUUAUUUGGAGGAAGCCCCCCCAUCCCAAGCUGUGUCAGGGCAAUGCACCCAAGAGGCUGCUCGGGAAGGAAGCCUUUUCUUAGACUGAGAAGAUUUGUAGAAAUAACCGCUGUUCUAUUUACCUGGGGUCUCCAUCCCCACGAUCUGCCGAACUUCAGUUUACAGCAGCGAAACUCUUAGGGGGAUUUCCAUAAAACAGCUGAAUUCCGACUGGGUCAUCAGUGGCAAAAGUCAGACACGUGCUCACUCGCCUGGGAGCCAAUAGUAACUUUUGCAAAAGCUGCCUCAGGAAACCCCACAGUUCGGAAGCUGCAUCUUUCGGACACUGAAAAAUAAUAGUCUUUUACCAGAACAAAACAAAAACCUAGACGGGAUAAUGAGAAAGGCUUUUCCCCUUGGCAUUGGGAAGCGAUGUCAAAGACGCUCCAUCCAAAAGGAGUGCGGGGAGCUAUCGUAAAAUUCCUUUACCGUUCCCGCGGGCUAAUGGGCUGGGGAGAAGGGGGCGGAGAUGGGCUCGGGUGAGUCUCUGGCCCUUUAAGGAGGAGGGACAGGCGUAAGACUCUGUACCUUUAAGAGUCUCUUUGUCUGGAAACCUCCGUAUUUACCCUCCUGUGCUUCAACCAAACUUCGACCCGCGAUUCACAACGCCCCUCUACGCCGCCGCCCCUUACGGCAGGCUCAAAUCGGCCGCGCGUCGGUGGCUAACCCUAAACUUGGCAGCCGCGGCGCGAACCCUCGGAGGGGAUGUCUGUGUCGGGUCAGGGCCCAGCGCUGCGCCGCUGGCGCAAUGCGGGGCCCGGGGGCGGGGCUCCGGCGGGCGGGCCAAUGGGUGGGCAGGGGGCGGGGCCGUGUUCGGUUGUCUCGCGCCCUGGUGACAGCUCGCGCGUGCUGAUGAUGGCGGUAAAUAGAGGGGGGUUAGGGGAGGGGGCGGAGGAGGUGGGGAGGCAGCAAAGGGGAUAGCUCCAGGGGGUGGGGGGACGAGGACCGGGGAGGGCGCGACGGCCAGGGAGCCCAUUCUGGGACUCGGAGGCGGGGACAGGAGUCUCCGGCACACUGGCCCUCCCCUUUAAAGAAGCAAAACCUCACACACCGGGUGAGGGGCGACAAAGGCGGCGCGCGCCUCACGGGCGGGAGGAGCGGCGGCAGGGGGCGGGACCGCGGCACCGGCGAGCUGGGGGCGCCUGGGGCGAGGGCCGGCGGGAGGCGAGAGCCGGCUGUCCGGGAGGGUCGGCCCUUUAUUUUGGCGGGGUGGGCGACCGCUGGGUUUGGGGUAAAAGCUUUGAGGGGAGAAGGGAAGGAAGGCUUGGGAACGGUUGGGGGGAACGGGUCUGUGAAUGAGACGAGGAGGAUUAAGGGGAGAAAGGGUUAGAAGGCAGGGAGAGGAGUGAGAAAAAGCCAGCCAAGGAGGUUGGAAGGAGGCAAAACCCAGGGUGGGUGAUAAGGAAGCCGGGCCGGGAGUGAGGUUAGGAAGACAGAGCCUAGGAAGACGGCUCCUCGGCUUAGGUGUGAGAGAAGGGGUUUGGAGGGGAAAGCUCUGAAGGGGAUGGUAGUGGGGUGAGGGUUACUGGGGUAAGUGUUGCAAGUGGAAGGCAAGGAGGGGCAGAGCUGGGGUAGUAGUUGGGAGUAGAGGAGAGAGAGUGAUUAAGAGCCAGACGUGACAAGGGUGUGAACUAGUGCAGAGCGAGAUGAGCUGAAGGUCUAGGACCGGCGGUGGGUGGGAACUGCGAGGUUCUGAGAAAGGUAUGGGUUAGUGGGUGGGCAGUGGGUGUAAAUUCUUGAAAGUGAGGGAGGGGGAAUGAGACACUGGGCUAGAACCAGGUGGAGUUAGGAAUAAGUGCGGUGGGAGUGGAAGGGUGAAAGGAAAUAGAGAUGAGAGAUGGGGCGUUUGUAGGACAAUUCGGGGACCAGAAAGCUGAAAGGAGAAGAGGGUGAGGGUGUGAGAAGUGAUGACGGUCUGGGACAGGAUAACUGGGGAAUUGUGUUAACUGACGAGGUUCAGCAAGAUCCAAGGUACAAACAGGGAGGUUAAGAGACAGGGUGUAAAGCGGACCAGCAGAGGAGCAAGGAAGAGGUGGGCCCCAGGAUUUAAAGGAUGAGAUGGGGAGUGAGGGAAGAGAACAGGGUUAAGGGCAGCUUGGGGAAGCCUGAUGGAUGUAGAGCUGGGGUAGACUGCACAGGGGUGGGAAUUAAGUGUGCAGUUGGGGGAGAUGCUCCAGAAGGUCCUCGUGGAUCAGGGCAGAGACGCUGUAGUGAAGGAUCAAGUGUAGGGAGCCUUUGGUGCAGAAGAGGAGGAACCAUGGUGAGUGCAAAGAGACCUAGAGAUAGGAGCAAAAACCAAAAAGUAACAGUGGAGGUAGGGGGUGAAGGAAAGGAAUUCUUUGUUGAGAAGAGAACUGUGAGUGUGUUGAAACUGUGAGUCCUUUUGUCCAUGAAAGUAGGAUAUUCCAGAAACCUCUUUCUCUCUUCAGGGAAUCUUGAAUCUGCUUCCACC
Molecule: messenger RNA, 11070 nt
Organism: Aethalodelphis obliquidens (Pacific white-sided dolphin)
Lineage: Eukaryota; Metazoa; Chordata; Mammalia; Artiodactyla; Delphinidae
Gene: MED20
Product: mediator complex subunit 20
Exons: 4
Coding region: 167-820 (217 amino acids)
Biological process (GO): regulation of transcription by RNA polymerase II
Cellular component (GO): mediator complex
Molecular function (GO): transcription coactivator activity
Source: RefSeq, a predicted model, not a curated record